AUGCCGUCCACCACUACAGCGGGCGAUAGGGAGCCGCCCCGCGCUACCAGUUCUUUAUCGAACCAUCGUCCUCUAUCUUCUCGAGGAUCCAUAGGCAGUCCGGCUGGACGACCGCUGGUCCAAGAACCCCGAAUGGUACCCGUUCGGAAGAAUAUCUCUCCAACGCGGGUUUUCUCUCGUCCCAGCCCUCCAUCUCCAAACGCAGCAUAUCGCGAGAGUUACCGACGUCGGUUUGAAAGAGAGGAAGCCCAAUCUCUCCGAGAUGCACUGCAGGAGAUGGAUAUCCAAGAUGAUAUUCGCCUCCAUCAAGCUGCCCAGGAUGAGGCCACAGAACUGGUUUGGAUGCACCAAAACCCUGGAUUGCCCUUCAAGAACCCAUACGCUCCUUAUCGUAAUCCCGAUAUGGAUAAAGCCAGUCAAGGAUCAGAUAAGAGUAGCGUUCUAGUUGGUCAUACUCUCGCUUCCAGAAGUCCGCGGCGGGACAGUUAUCGUCCCAUGUCAGACUACAACUCGGACUCACCCAGAUCACACGCCAAGGAACAGCAACCUGCUUUGGAAGAACCAAAUUCCAGCCCCAGAAAGAAUGGCACACUCCGAAAGAAUCUCAAAGUUGAUUUUUCCUUGCCUCAAAAUGGGAGCCCGUCAAAACGAUCGAGCAGUGGCUACGGACUGGGCCUCGCGAGUACCGGCAAUGGUUCGUCAAAGGGUGUUUUUCGAAACCCCAAUGACCACAUAUAUGAAGAGCCUGGGGAGUCUCAGCAUAUGGAGAAUGAUGAACGCCCAGAUUUUUCAAAAUCUGAUUCGUCCGCCUUAAAAGUCAAACCACGUAAUGCCUUACCUCGAGGCUCGAGGCCCCUCUCUGGCCGAUUUGGCAGCCUUUCGUUCGUCGAUAAACUGUCUCGUUUUGAGCUACACAAGCAUCCCCCAACGCAGUCAAGAAAUCCUGAGUAUAAGGCCAACGAUCCCCUCCCGCAGGCAAAUCCGAAUGAUGAACAAGCCAUCCCGAAAAAAGAUGGACUUGAGAUUCGAAGUGACGAGAUUCGCGCAGCGACAAGUAAGAAGCUCAAAGACCGAAGUACAAGGCUGCCCAUGCCAACCGCCGUGAGUGAUCGCGCCGGCCGACCGAUUGUGAGCUUUGAUCCAACCUGGAAGCCCACCGAGGCCCAAUCCCCAGGCAAGGGUAAUGACGCUGGAAUACGUGAAUCCGUUUCACCAACACCACCCCCCGCACCUGUUGCUCCUACAAUCGAGAUAUCUGAAGCGCCUUCUAUUCCAGUGAUUAACCUACCGGAUGACAAGCCACCUACUAUUUCUGAGAUGACAGGGUCAUCACAGGAUCGUAAGAAAGAUGAUAGCUCUCUCCCAACCUCACCCGAUAGUAGCAAGCGCCCAAAUCCAUUCCAGAGGAAAUCGCCAUCAUCGGCUCUGCAAAACCGUUGGCUAUCAACUUACAGUCGGGCUGGUGUCCCAACGGCGAAGUGCGAAUCCUGCACUCUUCCGAUUUCUGGAAAGAUUGUCACUGCUGCCGGAUCACGGUUCCAUCCAGAAUGUUUCAUAUGCCAUCACUGUCAGACACCGCUUGAAUGUGUGGCCUUCUACCAAGAGCCUGAUGCAAAACGCCAGGAACGACUGGCAGCGGCUUCGGAAGCCGACGAGGAAGCCCGUUUGCUGAGGUUCUAUUGUCAUCUUGACUUUCAUGAACUGUUCAGCCCGAGAUGCAAGAGCUGCAAGACCCCUAUUGAAGGAGAAGUGGUUGUAGCAUGUGGUGCUGAAUGGCAUGUGGGCCACUUCUUCUGUGCUGAGUGUGGUGAUGUAUGA
Molecule: messenger RNA, 1818 nt
Organism: Aspergillus oryzae RIB40
Lineage: Eukaryota; Fungi; Ascomycota; Eurotiomycetes; Eurotiales; Aspergillaceae
Product: LIM domain protein
Exons: 1
Coding region: 1-1818 (605 amino acids)
Source: RefSeq, a predicted model, not a curated record